Arctia plantaginis is the source of this 255-nucleotide messenger RNA. NCBI's taxonomy places the organism in Eukaryota, Metazoa, Arthropoda, Insecta, Lepidoptera, Erebidae. The record is from the annotation of a GenBank genome assembly.
AUGGCGUUAUCCUCUAAAAUUCAUCGAGUGAGCGGCUGUGCUAUGUUUAGCGCCCGAAGUGUACAGGGGCAGAAGAAGAACAGUCGCUUGGAAACCGCGGACGCGACCACCUCGCUCGCUCCAGCGCAUCUUCGACCUUCGACCACUCGCUCGAGUGAAGUGUGUGACUGUGAUAGUGUUCUCGUGAUACCUUUACUGACUGCGCCGCGCUCAGGUACGACUAUAACAUCACAAUUAGCAUUAGACGCUUUAUAA